AAAAAAUGAGGUAAUUUUAACUAGGUGUUAAACGUGUGAUCAUGACUUCACAAUCUCUUGAAGACAAUGACAUUUCGUAUGAUUCGUCGCAUAUAAGUAGUGACAUGGCCGAAAAGCGUCAACGUUCAGAUAAGAUUUCUAACCUUAUGGGUCAUUAUCUUUUGAAAGGAUGGAGAAUGUUAAACGAAUCUUGUCCUAAAUGUGAGACUAUUCUUUUCCAACAACCAAAUGGUCAGUAUUACUGUGUAGCGUGCUUAGAAGUUGAUCAGGAGAAAUCCAGUACUACAAAAGAAUCAUUAAUAAGUAAUCAACACUUAUUGAAUAAAUCACAGAACUUCUUGACUGAAUCAUCACCAUUUCAUAAUGAUGUUGGCAUUGCCCAUUUUCCAAUCAAUACAGUUUCUGGUUUACCCAAAAGAUCCACGAAACCGCUCUCUAAUAAUGAACAAUCUGUAACAAGUGCGUACAACGAGGUUAAUAUGCUAACAGAACUACGUGAAAAAAUCCAUUGGUGUAUGUCCCAAUUAAUAGAGACUACUACACCUAUGGAUAUUCAGCAGUGGGUGGAUACGCUAAAGUCUUUAUUAGAACUAUGGGAUAAAUUAUCAAAAUCUAACUUUGUCAAACUUUAACAUCAAGAUAAAAGUUAAAGUUGUGUUCUAAUAACAUUUGGCAAACUAAAAGUAUUUUUCUAAAUAUAGUUUUACCAAGAUUUAACAAGAUAUAGUUUGCUUCUCUGUUUUAUUAUAAUUUUUCACUUUACAAACUUCGUGCAAUUGCCGCUAAAUAUGGUCACAUUGAACAUAUGCGCAUUUUUAUAUUACUCAGUUAUAAUCAAUAAUGCCUAUACAACCUUAUAGAUUUGGCUUAGAGAUGAAUAUCACUAAUCUUGAUUAGUAUAGACUUUGCUCUUUGUUUUACAAAUGUGUUGUUCGAGGUUGUAAAAUAAAAAAAUUCAUAUAAACAA
This is a messenger RNA of Schistosoma turkestanicum, 967 nucleotides long. The record is from the annotation of a GenBank genome assembly. NCBI's taxonomy places the organism in Eukaryota, Metazoa, Platyhelminthes, Trematoda, Strigeidida, Schistosomatidae.